AUGUCCAAUCCACAUGCUGUGAGAUUCUGCCAGCGAGAUGAAAUUAGGCCAAAGAUGGAUUGUUACACUGGUUGUAUUUUAUCUGGUGACAAUACUCUAGCAGGAUACUAUGGGGUAAAGACAAACAAAGCAAAGGUCUUUGCUUUUUACUUGUUUGUUCUGUUGAGUGGAGGACUGUUGUUCCUAGUUGCGCACUGGAAACCAAGAUGGAAAAGCAAGUUGACCCAAUCUGUAUGUUCCUUGGACAAAGCUACUGCUGUAGUAAUUGAAGAUCAAUAUGGACAGGUUGAAGUUGUCAAUGUCGAUAGAAGAAAUUUUGGGAAGAACAUGGAAUUACUUAAUCAUUUUUGUGGUAUUGAAAAUGUCCAGGAUAGAUUCUCUGAUAGCUAUUCCGAUAGUUAUGGAGAAACCGCUCCUCUAACAAAAAGUGAAGAAAAAGAAGCCACUGGACAAUUAAGAUUCUUCGAAUACCACCACCAUAGGUAUUUUUGGAAUCAUGGAAAGUUCUGUUUUGAAAUAGUAACAAAUUACAACAAUGAUAUCAGUUUUCGUGAUGUUUACAAAAAUGCACAGGGUUUGACUGCAAGUCAAGAGAACGACAAACUUGUGGUUUAUUCUGAAAACAAAAUUGAUGUCAAUGUGAAAUCUUAUGGGCGAUUAUUUAUGGAGGAAGCAGCAGACCCCUUCUAUGUUUUUCAGUUGUUUAGCUGCAUCAUGUGGUUUUUCGAUGACUACUAUUAUUAUUCUGGCACAAUUAUUUUAAUAUCUCUGAUUUCUAUUUUCACAAGCAUCUAUCAGACAAGGCAGCAUCUUACUUCAUUACGAAAAAUGAUUGCUAAGUCAGAAGAUGUCACCGUUAUGAGACCAAAUGGCCAAGAAGAAAUAAUAUCAUCUGAGUAUCUAAUGCCAGGUGAUGUUUUUUUGAUUCCAUCAAAUGGUUGUGAGUUACACUGUGAUGCUGUAUUGCUAAGUGGCACAGCAAUUGCUAAUGAAAGUAUGCUGACAGGAGAAAGUGUGCCAGUUAUGAAAACUCCCCUUCCCAACCCACCAGCCAGCAAGAAAGAACUAAAUGAGGUUAUUGAUAGAAUCAAGCACAAGCGUCAUACCUUAUUCUGUGGUACUAGAAUCUUGCAAACAAGAUUUUACGAGAAGGGAAAAGUUCUUGCUUUUGUUUUGAGAACGGGCUACUACACAACAAAAGGAGAGCUGAUCAGAUCUAUCUUGUUUCCAAAGCCAGUUGGCUAUAGAUUUUUUAGUGAUGCAAUGAAGUUUGUUGGAGUCUUAGGUAUCUUUGCCUCUGUUGGGUUUGUUUAUACUUGCUAUGUUUUCAAGAAACAAGGAGCACAUACAGGUGAAAUUGUUUUGCGUGCUCUUGAUGUCAUCACAAUUGCAGUUCCUCCAGCACUGCCUGCUGCAAUGACUGUUGGAACAAUAUAUGCUCUUCAACGGCUGAAACAAGUUCAGAUAUUUUGUACAAGUCCAUCAAGAAUUAAUAUUAGUGGCAAAACAAAGCUUUUCUGCUUUGAUAAGACUGGCACUCUUACAGAAGAUGGCUUAGAUUAUUUUGGGGUCAUUCUGGCUGAAUCAGGCAAUUUCAAAGAUUGUAUCAAAGAUCUGUCUAGUCAUAACCAAAGUGAUGGGCUUCAGUGCAUGGCAUCCUGUCAUUCAUUGACAGUUAUUGAUGGACAGAUAACUGGUGAUCCACUGGAUAUGAAAAUGUUUGAAGCAACUGGUUGGGAUUUAGAAGAAUCUCAGGGACUCGAAGAGACAGAACGUUUUGAAUCACUUAUCCCAACUAUUGUAAGACCAAAAGCAGGACAAAACAAAAAAGGAGUUAAACAAGAAAUAGCUCUACUGAAGCAGUUUACAUUUUCAUCUGAGUUGCAAAGAAGUAGUGUCAUUGUUCGAAAGUUAGGGAAGAAAAGUAUGGAUGUCUUUGUAAAAGGAUCCCCAGAGAUGAUUGCAAGCUUAUGUUUACCAGAAACACUGCCCAAAGAUUUUCAGUCAGUUCUAAAGAAGUAUGCAGAAGAAGGUUUUAGAGUUAUUGGUUUAGCUUCAAAAAGUCUUGCCAGAAAUUUCAAAUGGCAUCAUUUGCAACAUAGUGUGAGAACAGAUGUUGAAAAGGAUCUGCAUUUCAAUGGUUUUCUUGUUUUAAAGAAUAUGGUUAAAAGUGAAACAAAACCUACUAUUGAAAGACUAUAUCAAUCUAACAUUCGAGUUGUGAUGAUAACAGGUGAUAAUUUGUUAACUGCUGUCAGUGUUGCAAAAGAAUGUCACAUGGUAUCUUCUUCAGAGGCAGUAAUUCAAGUGUCAGCAAAUUUGCCAGCUGGAUCAAGCAAACUAGAUGUAACCUACACCUACUUGGGCAAUAGCAAGAAGUGCAAUGUUUAUCAGUCUAGUAAAAGCUUAACUCAAAACCUAUUUGAUUUUCGCACAAGAGGCUACCACUUUGUGAUGAAUGGAAAGUCAUUUGCACUGGUAAGAGCUGAGAUGCCCAUUCUGUACCAUAGGCUGCUGGUGUGUGCCACUGUUUUUGCAAGGAUGUUACCUGACCAAAAAGCUCAGCUUGUUGAAGACCUUCAAAGCAUUGGUUAUACCGUUGGUAUGUGUGGAGAUGGGGCAAAUGACUGUGGUGCACUUAAAGUUGCACAUGCCGGAGUUUCUUUAUCUGAGGCAGAAGCUUCAAUUGCUUCUCCAUUCACUUCAAAAAUUCCAAACAUCAGUUGCGUGCUAGAAAUUGUCAAAGAGGGGAGAUGUGCACUUGUUACUUCUUUUAGUCUUUUCAAGUACAUGGCUCUGUAUAGUAUGGUUCAGUAUAUGAGUGUUUUGUUGCUGUACUCUGUCCGCUCUAACCUUGGUGAUUUGCAGUAUCUUUACAUUGAUCUAUUUAUUAUAAUGCCUUUUGCCGUUACAAUGAGCAGAACUGGUGCUUACCACAAAAUCGUCUCCAGGCGCCCACUUGGCUCUCUUGUACAUCCAUUGAUUCUUGCAUCGCUGAUUUUACAAAUCUUCACUCAGUUGGCCUUCCAGUUAGUGCUCUUUUUCUUUAUUAAAUCAAGGAGUUAUUACAAAUCAACUGAUUGGUUCCAUGCACACUCACCUAAUGCAAAAGGAGAAACACAGAUUAUGUCUUUUGACAACACGGUCUUGUUUUAUCUCUCUUCAUUUCAGUAUAUAUUUCUUGCUGUUGUCUUUUCCAUUGGAAAACCAUACCGGGGUAAGAUGUACAAGAAUUGGUCAUUUGUUGGUGUCUUCAUUGUGUUAAUAAGCUUCACUGUGCUCUUAGUUGUGUAUCCAACUGGCAUUUUGGAAAAGAUAUUUGAACUUGUUCCAAUUAAUGACAGUAACUUCAUUCUUGCAUUGCUUUUUUGGGCUGGAUGCAAUGCAGUCAUAUCAUUUGCCAUUGAAAGCUUCAUUGUUAAGUCUGAAAUACUCCGACAUUUUCUUAACUUCCUACGAAGAAAGAAAAGAAAGAAGAACAAAUACAAACAUAUUAUUGUUGAGAUGGCAUUAGAUGAAAAUUGGCCCCCACUGCCAGGAUGAAAAAAAUAUUGCGUCUUCUAUAAACUAUGUUGAUCAAGGGGCCACUAUUUCUCUAGUAUUUUAAAAGUCCAAAGCAGUUGCUUGUGGCAAUUGGUUCCAGUUAGCUGAGAGGCAUCUGAAAGUAUCCUGACUACUUUGCCACUCAACUUUUGCAGCCAUUUGGUAUGGUAACUAUUUCUAUCUUGAAAUUUGUCUUUGCAAGUAUUUGUUUUCAAAAAUUUAUGCACAUCUUAACAUUUUAAACUACUGUUUUUAUCAACAUCACUUUAUUUUUUGUGAAAAGUGAUUCUUUGCACCAAUAAAAUAUUGUAUGAAUUUCAGUAAAAGUUAUCUUAAAAAACUAGGAAAGGCUCCAAAGGAAAUGAUCUGUUCGUUUGAGAGUUUUUUGAAAAAUGGGCCUGAAAUUCAUUGGAAACUCAACAAAUGGUGUUGCGGACGUAUUUUCAAGCUUUCUAGGUUGUUUCGACUAUAAAAAAAUUUUAUAUCAAUUUCUCAUUUUUUGAGUAUCAAUAUGGGUGUAGUAUCAUUGGAGUUUAAGAGUAUUAUGCAAAAGGACCCUUAAAUGCUCUUCCUUAAAAAUUUUUCAAACAGUGACUGUCAGACCACUACUUUAUCCGUCAUGUUUUCUUAUGUACCUCCUUUAUCAGUCAAAUUUUUACUACAUCAACCCUGCAAAUAUUAGUUGCUGUACUUUUUAAAAAUUUUAUUUAGUGUUGGUUAAGAAAAUAAAUUUUUUGUUUAAAAUGUUCAGAAUAUGUUUUGUUAACUUGUUCAAAAUAUGUUUUGAAACUAAAAGGAAACUUCUGGAAAUUUAGUUAUUUAUUAUGACAUCAAAUGAUUUAUUCUCUGUACAACACGUGUAUUUUACCUUUUUCUAUAUCCACGAAGUUAACUUUCACCACUCGUUGAAGCAUUUAAAGAAAGACAAAAGUUUUUCGCAUAUCCA
Messenger RNA from Rhopilema esculentum, 4489 nucleotides. RefSeq names its product polyamine-transporting ATPase 13A3. Gene Ontology annotation, cellular component: membrane. Gene Ontology annotation, molecular function: ATP hydrolysis activity; ATP binding; P-type transmembrane transporter activity. NCBI's taxonomy places the organism in Eukaryota, Metazoa, Cnidaria, Scyphozoa, Rhizostomeae, Rhizostomatidae. Gene Ontology annotation, biological process: transmembrane transport; intracellular calcium ion homeostasis. The record is from RefSeq and is a predicted model, not a curated record.